GGACAGGAAAAAAAACAGGGCGUUUCCUUUUCACUUCCCACAAUGCUCCGCUUUGUGGUAGUUACUAUGGCAGCGCGUACAGUAAUUUCUCAGCGGAAACUAUUCUUCAAAUACGACUGGGGGAAAUUAGCCGACAACAACCUAGUUUUACUUCCGAACACUUGGCUUUACGGUCAGUCGCAAUUUAAAUCUGGCGCCUCGUGCGCGGCUCGCGCACUUCGCACGCCAAGAGGCCAGCCGCCUAACACGCGCGCGGGUGCCACUUCGAGGUCGCCCCGCAGUCGGUGUAGCCCACUUCCUCUUUCCGACUUCCGGCUUCCUGGCUCUGGAUUCCCCCUCCUCCUCGGUCUGGAAAUUUCCUGGCCGGGAUGGCGCGGUGUUCGUGACCGCAGCACUUUGCCCAGUCGUCGUGCAGCCCCGGGGCUCCGCGAUGCGGACCUCCCGUCCGCUCUGAUCCUCCGCGGAACGCUCUUCACAGCGCUCCUCGGUCUUUUUGUCAUUCUUGUCCGUAACACCGUCUUGACGGUCUUCAUCCGCGCGCGCGAUGUAUAGCUGGAGGCGCCGCCUGCCGCGGAUGUCCACGCGCUCCUUCGUGGCCUUCGUGUUCUUCUUCUCCCUGUCCAGUUCCUGCCUCUACUUCAUCUAUGUGGCUCCAGGCAUCGCCAACACGUACCUGUUCAUGGUACAGGCCCAGGGGAUGAUGCUGCGGGACAACGUGCGCACCAUCAGACACAUGAUCAGGCUCUACACCAACAAGAACAGCACGGUCAAUGGCACGGAUUAUCCCGACGGCAGCAACUCGAGCGAGUACGUCGCACAGCCGACUGCGUUCCUUCCGGAAAAUUUCACCUACGCCGUGAACCUCCCGUGCCCUGAAAAGUUACCUUCUAUGAAGGGUUGGAAUCAUGUCAACAUGACUGAAAUAUUUAUGGAGGAUAUCAUGCUACAGUUUUCCAAACACACAGACAUCGAGGAAGCUGGCCACUGGAAGCCCAAGGACUGCAAGGCGCGCUGGAAGGUGGCCAUCCUUAUCCCGUUCCGGAACCGGCAUGAACACCUGCCCAUUCUGCUGCACCACCUCAUCCCCAUGCUCCAGAGGCAGCGCUUGCAGUUUGCCUUCUAUGUCGUAGAACAGACUGGCACACAUCCCUUCAACCGUGCAAUGCUUUUCAACGUGGGCUUCAAGGAGGCCAUGAAGGACUUGGACUGGGACUGCUUUGUUUUCCAUGAUGUAGACCACAUCCCUGAGAACGAUCGCAAUUACUACGGUUGCGGGCAGAUGCCGCGCCACUUCGCUGCCAAGCUGGACAAGUACAUGUACAUCCUGCCCUACAAUGAGUUCUUCGGCGGUGUGAGCGGGCUGACGGCGGAGCAGUUCCAGAAGAUUAAUGGAUUUCCCAAUGCAUUCUGGGGAUGGGGUGGCGAGGACGACGAUCUCUGGAACAGAGUGCACUAUGCGGGCUUCAAUGUGACCAGGCCCGAGGGUGAAAUUGGCAAGUACAAGUCGAUCCCGCACCACCAUCGUGGAGAAGUGCAGUUCCUAGGGAGAUACAAGUUGCUGAGGUACUCCAAGGAGAGGCAGUAUCUCGACGGUCUGAACAACCUGCACUACACGCCUGAGAUCACUUUAACCAGACUGUACAAGAACAUAUCAGUUAAUCUUUCUCCAGAGUUGGCUCCUGUCACGGACUACUGACCUGUGGUCCGUGUUGGGUGGGUGUGUGUAUGUGUGCGCGCGCACGUGAACGAAGCCCACAAACCAGUGUGUGUCAACUGUUGCCGAAGCCUGUCAGCACCGAGAGGGGUGGUUUAACGUGGCCAAUUUAUCUGGAUUUGGGGCCUGUGUAACUGGACUAUUGAUUGUGUGUGU
Molecule: messenger RNA, 1870 nt
Organism: Scleropages formosus (Asian bonytongue)
Lineage: Eukaryota; Metazoa; Chordata; Actinopteri; Osteoglossiformes; Osteoglossidae
Product: beta-1,4-galactosyltransferase 6-like
Exons: 9
Coding region: 545-1696 (383 amino acids)
Biological process (GO): glycosphingolipid biosynthetic process; carbohydrate metabolic process
Cellular component (GO): Golgi apparatus
Molecular function (GO): UDP-galactose:glucosylceramide beta-1,4-galactosyltransferase activity
Source: RefSeq, a predicted model, not a curated record